AAAAAAUCAACCGGUUGUCUAUGAUGACGUUUGGAAAAAAAAACAGGAAACUCUAGAAACGAAAAGUGUGAGACGUUUUCAAGUCAAAGGCACAGCCAGGCUCGAAGUUGCAGUUCCGCAUCCAGGGGCAUGACUUGUCCGUCAAGUGACAACAUUGCCAACGCUGUUUAUUAGGCGGAGGUGUCAGGACCUCAGCCCUACGGUUCCGACGCCUCGACGGUAAUAGUUUAGGAUCCUAAGUCGCCGGACAACAGCCUACAAAUCUACAGCAUCCUUCCCCAUAGAAGAAGAGGUACCAUGAACAGAAAAGGGUUUUCUGCUCAAAUUCAGGGCUCAAGAUUCACAGAUGCCGGUCUGGAAAAGUCAUAAAAACCUUCUUUGCUCAAUAAGGUCCUUUUAAAGAUGGCUUGCUUUGACAGCAAUAAAGGCAGUUUGGGGGAGGACAGCUAUGAAGGAGCUGUUGGUGGAGAGCUGUCCGGUUGUGCCUUGGCAAUGCUGGAAAAGGAGCGGGAAUCCCUUCUCAGCCCGUCAGAGAGCCCUGGCACCUUCAUCAGCAGCACCUCCACUAGUCUUCAGGCAUCUGCCCCCGUCCAGGGCUACGACGUGGAAUUUGACCCACCCCUAGAGAGUAAAUAUGAGUGCCCUAUCUGCCUAAUGGCUUUGAGGAAUGCCAUUCAAACACCCUGUGGUCACCGUUUCUGCAAGAACUGCAUUGAGAAGUCCAUUCGUGAUACAGGACAGAGAUGCCCUGUGGACAAUGAAAUGCUGUCAGAAGAUCAGCUGUUUCCUGAUAACUUUGCCAAACGGGAGAUUCUAUCACUAACGGUUCGCUGUCCAAACUCUGGUUGUGCUGAGAAAAUGGAGCUACGACAUUUAGAGAAUCAUUUGGCACAGUGUCAGUUUGCCACUGCGCCUUGCCCACAGUGCCAACAGUCUGUGAGAAAGAGCCACCUAGAGGAGCACACGAAUGUCGAGUGCCGAAGGAGACCCGUGGCAUGUCCAGAUUGUGUGGCAGCCUUUGUUUAUGAGGAGAAAGAGCUUCACGAGCAGCAGUGUCCCUUUGCCAGCGUGAAGUGCCAGUACUGUGAGAUGGAUCUCAUCAGAGACCAGAUGGAGUCUCAUUGUGAUACAGAUUGCCCAAAAGCACCCAUCGCCUGCAACUUUAGCACCUUUGGGUGCAAGGAGAGGAUGCAGCGCCAUAACCUGGCUCAGCAUAUGCAGGAGUUCACGCAGAUGCAUAUGCGCUACAUGGCUGAGUUCCUGCGUGGCCUUAGCCUCAACGGCACCACACCCAAAUCCCUGUGGGCGCUUGGACCUUCUGUUUCCUCUGAAGAUCAAGGAGCUGCAGCAUCAGUUUCAGCCUCUAGUGGGCCCAGAGGAGCUGUAAGCUGUAGCAGCAACUGUGCUCCAUCUCAGCCUAGUGAAGAGAUGCAGAGGCUCAGAGAGAUGGAUGGACGAUUGGUGAAGCAGGAUCACCAGCUACGUGAGCUCAUCAUCUUAAAAGAAACACAGGCAGGCCAGCUUGCAGAGCUCAGGCGUAGGGUGUCGAUGCUGGAGGAGACAGUGAAAGAGCUGGAGGCCCAGCAGUGCCGCGGUAUCUUCAUCUGGCGCCUCAAAGGUUUCUCUGCCCAUCUGCGAAACCAAGAAGCAGGCCUGCCUGUGGUUGAGCACAGCCCCAGCUUCUACACAGGCUCUCCAGGCUACAAGUUAUGCUUGCGUUUACACCUGCAGACCCCAAAUGCCCUGCGCUGUUCCAACUACAUCUCACUCUUUGUCCACACCAUGCAAGGAGCUUUCGACGGGCAGUUGACCUGGCCAUUUCAAGGCACCUUCCGGCUUGCCAUCUUAGAUCAGGGUCCCGAGGGUCAGCACCACAUGGAGGUGAUGGAAACUAAGCCAGACCUGCAAGCCUUUCAGAAGCCCACCAUCCACCGCAACCCCAAAGGAUUCGGCUACGUUACCUUUAUGCACCUGCAUCAGCUGAACCAGAGAGCCUUUGUCAAAGACGACACCCUACUUAUCCGCUGUGAUGUGACACCACGUUUUGACGACAAUAUGCCUCACCGGGAGGGACCAACAGUGCAGCCUAGAGGGCCUGAGGCAUCAGUUUCAAGGGACUAAAAUCAAACUAAUAUCUACGGGAUCAUCGUUAUGCUGAAAUGUCAGUACAAUACAUCCCCCAAUACUGUUCAGCUCAUUUUAAUUGGCAGAGAUCAGGAGAAGGGGGAUUCAUGUUCACAGUCAAAAAUUUGGAAACAGCAAGUAUGCUAGUAUUUAUUUCUUUGCUAACGUUUAAAUGUCAGUAUAAUUUUUGUUUUUAAUAGAUACAUACAGCACAAACCUUUUAAUUAACUUUCCAAAUGUACGUACUCAGCUAUACGGUACCAACAUUCAGUAAGCCUAUGUUCAAAUUGUAGAAAUAGUCGGUUUAACUUAGUCUCUACUUGUUGUUGUUGGAGGCAGCACCGAAUGUUAAAGAUACCCUGUAGAGUUUUUUACCUCUAGUGGCACUAUGGAGCAGUGUUUGCGACAAGCAAAUCCCCAUUUUAGUUUUUAUGUUAUCCUCUGACAGCACAAACACAAGGAUCCGCAUGUAGGUUUAGGGGCAUGGGAGUGGUGUGACACACAUUGUGCAGAGGGCGGUACUGAAAGUGAGUAGUUCAUGCAGUCCAUAAAAAAUGAGGAGAAAGGUGAAGUGGUGAAACGGAGCCACAGUUGGAAUUGUGAGAAACGUGACGUGUUUGGGUCCAAAAACAAAUAUUCCGGUAUCAGAUCCUCGAAAAGAAAUGGCUGUACAACGAAGAAGAAGUGUUGCAAACACACUGAAAUUACUCCUCUUAUCACGGUAUGAGACCUUAGUCCAAGUAUAUAUUUUUUUAUGCCAAAAACAUGGGAGCCAGGAGAAAUAUCUUUUGUGUAUGUGUCAGUUGACCAAUAUUCAUCAGAAUAAAUGGGGUGCUGUCUUGGAACAUUUCUAUUUAAUAUAUCUGCGGGUGAAACAAGAUACAGAGGAGUAUUAUGUCAACUGGAGGUUUGAGGCUGUAGUCAAAGAAAAGAAACGUGUCUGGCCAUGUUCAUCAAACAGAAGGAUGGCUAUAUGACAUCCCCUGGUUUCAUGGUCGAUAUUUGGUGGCAGUAACAUUGUAAGCAGUUUAGCAACGUUCCAAGAAAGGGUGAAGAAGAGGACUACUAGUUGAUGUAUCCGGGGAUAUUUGGAAACAAUGCAAGUUUCAAAAUAUUCAAAACACUGGUUUGCAAAUAUUUUGUAAGGAAGGAAAUGCAUUCGUCACAUUUGCUGGACCUCAUGGACACACUUUUGAUGAGAAACACUGAAUGUAAACAUGUUGCGUUCACACAAAAGCUCCACAGGGUAUUUUUUUUUAAACGAAGAUUAUUGUAAGGAUUAGUCAAAUUCGUAUGCAUUUCCAACUCAGCAUUUCAUGAUUCUCUAUUGACUGUCCUUAGGGUGUCACCGUUACAUAAUCAGCAAAAAACUGACAACACCUUUUUUCAACAUGGAGGAUUUUUCUGUUUACUAAGUUUCAUAAGAACUGUAUACUUUUGCUGAAUACAUUACAGCGAAGCAGAUUUGUCACCAUGUUGCUCAUUUUGCUUUGGACAGAAUUCAUGGUGCCUUUCACACAAGCUGCUGUCUAAUAUGACCUGUAAAAUAUUACAGGCGUAGACAUAAAUCCAACAUCGUGGGACCGUGUCUUUACUUUAAGAUAAUAUUCCGCCUGUUAAAACAUUACAGAUGUGGAUAGUAGAUUGUAUUUUUGCUUUUACACUGUAUUGAUAUGAUGCCGUUCAGUGAUUUGACUGUAUAAACAGUUAUUGUCAUGAAUUUUAGCAUAUGAUCCAACGCUGAUGAAAAUAGCCUUAAAUUAAAGCUAAGCAUACAUAAAAUCACA
This is a messenger RNA of Xiphias gladius (swordfish), 3911 nucleotides long. It is a transcript of the gene traf6, whose product is annotated as TNF receptor-associated factor 6. Gene Ontology annotation, cellular component: plasma membrane signaling receptor complex. Bases 403 to 2121 code for a protein of 572 amino acids. NCBI's taxonomy places the organism in Eukaryota, Metazoa, Chordata, Actinopteri, Istiophoriformes, Xiphiidae. The record is from RefSeq and is a predicted model, not a curated record. Gene Ontology annotation, biological process: regulation of apoptotic process; interleukin-1-mediated signaling pathway; positive regulation of JNK cascade. The transcript has 10 exons. Gene Ontology annotation, molecular function: tumor necrosis factor receptor binding; zinc ion binding; ubiquitin protein ligase activity.